Polyodon spathula (Mississippi paddlefish) is the source of this 2721-nucleotide messenger RNA. It is a transcript of the gene vps51, whose product is annotated as VPS51 subunit of GARP complex. Gene Ontology annotation, cellular component: GARP complex; EARP complex; membrane. The transcript is spliced from 11 exons. Lineage: Eukaryota; Metazoa; Chordata; Actinopteri; Acipenseriformes; Polyodontidae. Gene Ontology annotation, biological process: endocytic recycling; lysosomal transport; retrograde transport, endosome to Golgi. The coding region runs from base 93 to 2570 and encodes 825 amino acids. The record is from RefSeq and is a predicted model, not a curated record.
CCAGUGUUUUUAAGCAGCGCUUCUGCUCGGAGACGCAUCUCUUCAACAUAACUUUAUCGAUUGGCACUGGCGCACAGCGCCUCGUUCUGCGCAUGCGGACUCGUCGCAGGCCGGGUCGCCGCUCCCAGGCGCUUUAUUGUCCCGGUUUGUUUCCUGUGAAGAUGUCGGGAGCGGUUCCGGACCCCCCGGCCGCCCCCGGUUCCGACCCGGCUCGCAAGCGCAGGGCUCACGGCAUGCUGAAGCUGUACUACGGGAUCAACGAGGAGGAGAAACCGGGGGAGAAGCGAGACCCGCUGGAUCCGUGCGACAUCAACGCAGCCCGCUUCGAACCGGAGCUCUAUCUGAACAAGCUGCGGAAGGACUCCUCUCUGGCUGAGCUGAUGGAUCAGGAGUCUGGGAUGGUGAAGCAGAUCCGCUCCCUGGACAGUGACAUGCAGACGCUGGUGUAUGAGAACUACAACAAGUUCAUCUCUGCCACUGACACGAUCCGGAAGAUGAAGAAUGAUUUUAAGAAGAUGGAGGAUGAGAUGGACUGCCUGGCCGCCAACAUGGCUGCGAUCACAGAGUUCAGCGCUCGGAUCAGCGGGACCCUGCAGGGGCAGCACCAGCAGAUCACCAAGCUGUCCGGAGUGCACACUCUGCUGAGGAAGCUGCAGUUUCUCUUUGAGCUUCCCGCCAGACUGAACAAGUGCGUCUCUAUGGAGGCCUUCCCCCAGGCCGUCACCUACUACACCAAGGCCCGGUCCGUCCUGCACCAGUACCAGAACAUGCCCUCCUUCCAGGGCAUCCAGAACGACUGCCAGAACAUCAUGGCUCAGCUGGCCCAGAAACUGCGAGAGAAGUUCCAUGACAGAAGCUCGAGCUCCAGUGAGCUGUCAGAAUGCGUGGAACUCCUCCUGCGAUUGGACGAGCCAGCUGAAGAGCUCUGUGACAAGUUCCUAAGCCACGCCCAGUCCCGACUGGAGGAGGAGCUAGCGGGACUGGAGGCGGAGCUGGGGGCGGGAUCAGACCAGCAGGCCCCUCCCCCUGUCAAUACCGGCUCUACAGAUAUCCUGGAGUUUAUAGACAAGGGCUGCAACAACUUUGUGAGCAGCCUGUGUCUGGUGAUCGCGUCCUAUCAGGACCUUUUCAUCAGCUGUGACCGGGGCACGUUAGUAAGCGGCCGCCUCCAGGACGGGGGUCUGGCCUCGCGGGACGUCCCGCGGAUGGCCUCCGGCAAGCUGAUGGAGUUCGUGGACAGGCUGUGCGGUCGUUACUUCUCCUUGGUGGAGCAGAGGAUCAGCGCGGAGAAAGGCGUUGGCGACAACUCCCUGCUGGUCCGGGCCCUGGACCGGUUCCAUCGGCGUCUCCAAGCCGUCUCCAAGGUCCUGCCCGGCUCGGGGGUCCCCGCGCGGGGCACUGAGAUCGUGGCGGGGGCCGCCCGCGGGCGCCUCCGGCAGUACCUGGCCGGGCUGAAGAGUUUUUACCUGGACAGCCUGACUGACGUGAGGCAGGCCCUGUCCGCUCCCAGGAUCCCCGGGAAGGAGGCUCCGAGCCUGGCUGAGGUUCUGGGCGGCCUCUCCUCCGCGGUUCUGAACCAGGUUAAGUCCGUGUUGGCCUACGUGCAUCUCUUCACAGCCAAGGACGUGAGCUUCGCCAGCAAGGCGUACUUCAGGGGUGAGUUCUGCAGUCAGGGAGUGCGUGAGGGUCUGGUCGUCGGCUUCAUCCAGUUCGUCUGCCAGUCUUCUCAGCAGUUCUGCGAGAGCGUGGGGGAGAAAGGAGCCCCCUCCACCCCCCCCGCCCUCCUCCUGCUCCUGUCCCGUCUCUGCCUGGACUACGAGAGCUCCACCAUCAGCUACAUCCUCACGCUGGCUGACGAGCAGUUCCUGGGGCAGGACCAGUCCCCCCUCACCCCAGUGUCAGUGCUGUGUGCUGAUGCACGGGAGGCUGCACAGCGGCUCCUCAAUCACUAUGUGAAGCUGCAGGGGCUGAUCGUGUCUCAGAUGCUGCGGAAGAGCGUGGAGACGCGGGACUGGAUCAACACCAUCGAGCCACGCAACGUGCGCGCCGUCAUGAAGAGAGUGGUGGAGGACACGACCGCCAUCGACGUGCAGGUGGGGCUGCUCUAUGAGGAGGGGGUGAGGAAGGCUCAGAGCAGCGACUCCAGCAAGAGAACCUUCUCAGUGUACAGCUCCAGACAACAACAGCGCUACGCACCCAGCUACACACCCAGCCCCCCAAUGGACCAGCAACCCAGCAACCUCCUGAGCAACAUCCAGAAACUCUUCUCUGAGAGAAUCGACAUCUUCAGCACCGUGGAGUUCAACAAGGUGUCAGUGCUCACCGGCAUCAUCAAGAUCAGCCUGAAGACGCUGCUGGAGUGCGUGCGGCUGCGAUCCUUCGGGUGCUUCGGGCUGCAGCAGAUCCAGGUGGACUGCCACUACCUGCAGCUCUACCUGUGGCGCUUCGUCACGGACGAGAACGUGGUCCACUCCCUGCUGGACGAGAUCGUAGCCAGCGCCGCCCACCGCUGCCUCGACCCCGCCCCCAUGGAACAGAGCGUCAUCGAGGUCAUCUGCGAGAGGGGCUAGGGGUCGGGGGGGUCGCACAGGGUCAGGGUCGCUGUGCUCUGUGUAUGGUUUCAGUCGUGUGUCGUAUCUCUGUGUGUUUUAUUGAGAAACUAAAAACAAGAAGUUAAAACAUCUGCAGCUGAAAAUGACAAAAAUAAAUCGAUUUAAGAGA